Molecule: messenger RNA, 617 nt
Organism: Myotis brandtii (Brandt's bat)
Lineage: Eukaryota; Metazoa; Chordata; Mammalia; Chiroptera; Vespertilionidae
Gene: PPP1R11
Product: protein phosphatase 1, regulatory (inhibitor) subunit 11
Exons: 3
Coding region: 218-598 (126 amino acids)
Cellular component (GO): nucleus
Molecular function (GO): protein serine/threonine phosphatase inhibitor activity; protein phosphatase 1 binding
Source: RefSeq, a predicted model, not a curated record
UGCCCGGCGGGACCACCGACGGCGUCACACCCGGAAGCCGGGGGCCGGAAGUGGGGCUGCACAGGCUGUCCCCAGGGGUGGGGAAGCGGAGGCCCAGGAGGAGGGGAAGAGAGGUGGAGGGUCCUGGCUGCCACUCUGAGUCCGAUACCGAUCCUCUUAGGUCCCGGAGACGCGGAGCAAGGGAAGGGUGUCUCCCCUCCUCCCCUCAGCCCGAGCCAUGGCCGAGGCGGGGCCCGGGCUGAGUGAGACCGUCACUGAGACAACGGUUACCGUGACAACCGAGCCCGAGAACCGGAGCCUGACCAUCAAACUGCGGAAACGGAAGCCAGAGAAAAAGGUGGAAUGGACGAGUGACACUGUGGACAACGAACACAUGGGGCGCCGCUCAUCAAAAUGCUGCUGUAUUUAUGAGAAACCUCGGGCCUUUGGUGAGAGCUCUACGGAGAGUGAUGAGGAGGAAGAGGAAGGCUGUGGUCACACACACUGUGUACGGGGCCACCGCAAAGGACGGCGCCGUGGAACCCCCGGACCGAGCCCCACCACCCCGUCCCAGCCCCCUGACCCAUCUCAGCCCCCUCCAGGGCCAAUGCAGCACUAAAUUCCUCUCUCCCUCACCA